Pelagomonas calceolata is the source of this 1489-nucleotide messenger RNA. The record is from the annotation of a GenBank genome assembly. NCBI's taxonomy places the organism in Eukaryota, Pelagophyceae, Pelagomonadales, Pelagomonadaceae.
UGGUUACGGUGUUGUGGUGUUGUGUGGCUGCGGAAGGAUGCUGGGGCCCCUGGGAGUUUUCAGUGCCAGGCGAUGCGGCGGCUGGUGACGCUUCGACGGCGGCUUCGUCGGCAGCGUUUGAGAGCUGUUCAAAUGGUCAACGUCCACCAGGUAUGCGAGCCCCGGCAAAACGCAGAGCCGCGCCGACCCGGUGCUAGCGUCCAGUAACACACUAGCAAGCAGACAAAAAUCCCAGGAGCGCAAGCCUGUACGUUUGCCUUUGUGCACGCGUAGCGCUGCCGCAGGACAGAACCGAUCCCGCGGCACUGCCCAGCAUCGAAAACAGGAGCCGUAUCUAGGCGCCAGGGAUUCAUCCCAGCCUCAAGACUCGACGUCGGGAACCGCAGCCUCCGCGGCAGCAUCCGACGUGAUACGCCAUCGACGCGACGCGCAACAUCAACAAGAAGACGAUCGGGUAGCGCAUCAACAAGCAAAAGAUGCGCGAGUCCACGCUCCAGAUCGCGCUCGCCGCCCUAGGCAUCUCCGUCAUUGGUUUACUGAUAGAGCUCAAAAAGCGCGACAACAAGAAGAACAAAGUAAAAGACAACGACCCACCAAUCCCGAAGCGCCAGGCCUCGAUACGCAGAUACGAAGCUUUGAUACUCGAACGCGGCUCCGUCGGGUCGAAGGAUUAUCGGGUCCACGUCUUACAGAAGGACACGUCGCAACGAGCCAGAGAGCUGAGCCUCUGGCACGACGUGCCCCUCGUCGCGCCCUCGGCGCCGUCGUCGGCGCCGGCGUCGCCGCGCAACGCCCCGCCUUUAUUUAAUUUUGUGUGCGAGAUUCCCAAGUGCACUAGAAAGAAAUUUGAAGUGGCGACCGAUGAAACGAAGUGCCCCAUCAAGCAGGACGAGAAGAAGGGCGUGCUGCGCGAGUUCAAGAAGGGCGACAUUUUUUUUAACUAUGGGUGUUUUCCGCGGACGUGGGAGGACCCGAGGCACGUGUCGAAGGACACGGGCUAUCCGGGCGACAACGAUCCUUUGGAUGUGUGCGAAAUUGGUAUAAGACAAAUCGGCACGGGCCAAGUGAGGGCCGUCAAAGUCUUAGGUGUCCUGGCGAUGAUCGACGACGACGAGACCGACUGGAAGGUCGUAGCGAUUGACGUCGACGACCGGUGGGCUCCUGAACUCAAUGAUGUGGAGGAUGUGGAGCGCUUGUUGCCAGGAACGAUCUCCUUCAUAAGAGAGUGGUUCCGCACGUACAAGAUCCCCGACGGCAAGCCGCCGAACAAAUUCGCGUUGGAGGAGCGGUGCAUGCCGCGUGCCUACGCCCACGGCGUCAUUAGGGACACGCACGCGGCCUACCGCGACCUACUAGCGUCGGGCGGCCACGAGGGGCUGCACCUGCCGGCGGACAUUUCCUCGCUUACUGGCUUGGCGCGCGACUCGGAGAUUGUUGAUAGGCGGCUUCCCUUGUCGCCGGCCAAGGCCACGCUCUAGUAAGUAACUUC